AUGGAGAGACAGGACAGCACCACCAGACCAUGUGGACUUUACCAUAUAGAGGACAGCACCACCAGGCCAUGUGAACUUUACCAUACAGAGGACAGCACCACCAGGCCAUGUGGACUUUACCAUAUAGAGGACAGCACCACCAGGCCAUGUGGACUUUACCAUAUAGAGGACAGCACCACCAGGCCAUGUGGACUUUACCAUAUAGAGGACAGCACCACAAGGCCAUGUGGACUUUACCAUACAGAGGACAGCACCACCAGGCUCUGUGGACUUUACCAUAUAGAGGACAGCACCACAAGGCCAUGCGGACUUUACCAUAUAGAGGACAGCACCACCAGGCUCUGUGGACUUUACCAUAUAGAGGACAGCACCACCAGGCUCUGUGGACUUUACCAUAUAGAGGACAGCACCACCAGGCCAUGUGGACUUUACCAUAAAGAGGACAGCAUCACCAGGCCAUGUGGACUUUACCAUAUAGAGGACAGCACCACAAGGCCAUGUGGACUUUACCAUAAAGAGGACAGCAUCACCAGGCCAUGUGGACUUUACCAUAUAGAGGACAGCACCACAAGGCCAUGUGGACUUUGCCAUAUAGAGGACAGCACCACCAGACCAUGUGGACUUAACCAUAUAGAGGACAACACCACCAGGCCAUGUGGACUUUACCAUAUAGAGGACAGCACCACCAGACCAUGUGGACUUUACCAUAUAGAGGACAGCACCAUUAGGCCAUGUGGACUUUACCAUAUAGAGGACAACACCACAAGGCCAUGUGGACUUUACCAUAUAGAGGACAGCACCACCAGACCAUGUGGACUUCACCAUAUAGAGGACAGCACCACCAGGCUCUGUGGACUUUACCAUAUAGAGGACAGCACCACCAGGCUCUGUGGACUUUACCAUAUAGAGGACAGUACCACCAGGCCCUGUGGACUUUACCAUAUAGAGGACAGCACCACCAGGCCCUGUGGACUUUACCAUAUAGAGGACAGCACCACCAGGCCCUGUGGACUUUACCAUAUAGAGGACAGCACCACCAGGCCAUGUGGACUUUACCAUAUAGAGGACAGCACCACCAGGCCCUGUGGACUUUACCAUAUAGAGGACAGCACCACCAGGCCCUGUGGACUUUACCAUAUAGAGGACAGCACCACAAGGCCCUGUGGACUUUACCAUAUAGAGGACAGCACCACAAGGCCCUGUGGACUUUACCAUAUAGAGGACAGCACCACAAGGCCCUGUGGACUAUAA
Haliotis rubra (blacklip abalone) is the source of this 1251-nucleotide messenger RNA. RefSeq lists its product as uncharacterized. The transcript has 2 exons. Bases 1 to 1251 code for a protein of 416 amino acids. NCBI's taxonomy places the organism in Eukaryota, Metazoa, Mollusca, Gastropoda, Lepetellida, Haliotidae. The record is from RefSeq and is a predicted model, not a curated record.